Messenger RNA from Oppiella nova, 858 nucleotides. NCBI's taxonomy places the organism in Eukaryota, Metazoa, Arthropoda, Arachnida, Sarcoptiformes, Oppiidae. The record is from the annotation of a GenBank genome assembly.
AUGAAAUAUUUAGCACUCAUAUUAGUGUUGACCCUAUGGUUAGCCGAAGCAAAUGUUGAGAAACUAAACGUUUCAGUGCACCGACAUUCUGGAGGUCGUAUCGUUGGUGGUGUGGAUGCCACGGCUGACCAAGCACCAUUUCAAGUUGCACUGCAAUACCUGGGUUUUUUGGUUGGUCUCACCUAUGCGGUGGUUCACUGGUUGGCACCCAAUCCGUACUUGACAGCGAGUCAACUGCGAGUACAGUACGGGGGUCUGGACCGGACUAACCUGGCUUAUACCAAUCUAGUACAACAAAUAUACCAACACUCCCAGUACAACAUACCCGCCAAAUACGACUACGACUACACUGUACUCCGACUCCAGGAUAAAAUCCAGACGUCGGCCACCAUUAAGACCAUUGAGUUGGUCGACGCGACUCCGGCCGCCGGAUCUAAGGCCCAACUGACCGGUUGGGGGCGGACUGUGGGCAGCGAUCCCAACUCAUCCCCGGCUAAGUUACAGUACGCGGAGUUCACACUAAUUACUCGCGAGGAAUGCCAACGAAGAAGUAAUAAUGUCUUCACAGACCCGCCGACAGUCACCACACAAAUGAUUUGCGCCGAGAAUAAGGCCGCCUCCGGGUGUAAGGGUGAUUCCGGUGGACCCCUAGUAGUCGGUGGCAAACUGGCGGGCAUUGUCUCGUGGGGCGCCGGCACUUGUCCCCCAGACACUACUGUUUACCCCACAGCCUAUGCAGAUGUUGGCGCUCAGAGGGCAUGGCUGCAGUCAAAUAUAGUCUAAAUCGGAUUCAAAGGAUCGCUUGUUAACGGACCACUCAAUUGAAACCAUCGAUUAUUAAAUGAUAACUAUUUAUGA